This is a messenger RNA of Astrephomene gubernaculifera, 4930 nucleotides long. The record is from the annotation of a GenBank genome assembly. Lineage: Eukaryota; Viridiplantae; Chlorophyta; Chlorophyceae; Chlamydomonadales; Astrephomenaceae.
GGGCAACUGUGUGAUACAAUUGUGCUAUUGACUGAAACCAAACCGCUGCUCGUAGUCAAGCUUCGAAGCGCUGGGAUUCUUUACUUUGGUGAACAACAUUAAAAUAGCAAGAUAGUAUGAGCAUACACUGCUGAGUAUUUACUGGCCAGGCGGCCCAAGCGCUAUGCUGAGUACCUGACCGUCUAUUACAUCCCCGCGGGGUAACUUUGCGGAUUUACCGUUCCAAUAACUAUACAGCUUUGUAAAUGAAAAAGCUUUUUGGAGUUGGCCCGGACUUGUUGGGUGACGGAAAAGUCCUCUUCGAAUGGAGCCCCAAAGGUGCAUUUCUCGCUGCAGCAGGCAGUAAGAGGAAGGUCAACAUCCUUGACAGGAAUGGCCGGCUCUACGAUGAAGUUCACUUCCCACCAGCGGAGUAUCCUAACCCGGAUGGGAGAGGGUGCGCAUGCGCCCAGCUUAUGUGGGACCCCACGGGUGACCAGCUGGCAAUACUGCCCGCCGGGAACACCUGCGUGUUCAUCUGGUCAUCGAUCAGCAAGGAGGUUCAGAAGAUAGAUUCGGAGUUCAAGACGCAAGAGUUUUCUACCCUGGCCUGGUCUCGCAACGGCAUGUACCUCGCCGUUGCCACGGUAAAGGGCAACCUGAUGAUGUACAACGCGCGAGAGCGCAAGAAGACGCCGCUGGUGGGCAAGCACACCAAGAAGAUCGUGGCGGCUGCGUGGAACAAGGACAAUCUGCUGGCCAUGGCGGCCCAGGACAAGUCCGUGACGCUGACGGACGGUGUGACGGGUGACACAAUUAAGACCUUCCAUCUGAAGGACCUGCCCAUGGACUUGUGCGUGUCGGAUAAGAAGGAGGACGGCUACUCGCGUCGGGAGGAGAAUACCUACUCCCUUAACAUCAACAGGAAGACGCUCUACAUCAUGCAGUGCACUGCUGAGGGCGAUCGGCCCAUCGAGCUGGCGUUCCUGGAGACGUACGGCCCCAUCAUGAAGCACGCUUGGUUCGGGGACGGCUACAUCCUGCUGGGCUUCCGCAACGGCUUCGUGGUGGUGGUGUCCUCGCACAGCAGGGAGAUCAGCGAGGAGGUGCACUCGGGGAAGUACCUGGACACGCUGUCGGACGUGUGCCACUCCCCCGCUCUGGGCCGCAUCGCGGUGGCGGGCGCCAACUGCGUGCGCGUGCUGGACACCUCGGGGCAGGACUACACGGAGAUCAAGAGCGACGCGGUGGACCUGGACGCCAACCAGUCCGUGGAGAAGGUCGGCUGGACGCGAGACGGCCAGGUACUGACCGUGGGCACGCACAACGGCUACCUGCACGCCUUCCUGGCCUCGUUGCCCAUGGUGUACGACUUUUACGGCACACGCGUGCUGUACCUGACCAGCCUGCUGGAGAUGACGGUGCUGGAUGUGACGCGGCGCCAGACGGUGGCGCGCAUCGAGCUGGAGUCGGAGCCGGCGUUCUGCGGGCUGGGGCCGGGGCAUGCGGCCAUGGGCAUGAACAACCAGGUUGCCUUUUACAACGUGGAGGGCAAGGUGGGCAAGGUGGUGCAGCGGCGGGACUACCUGGGCACCGUCACCGCCAUCAAGCUCAACGAGACGCAGGCGGCGGUGCUCACGGGGGGGCAUGUGGUGGUGCACCCCAUUGCAGUAGAGCCGGGGCAUGCGGCGGACGAGCAUGACGUAGUCGUCCCAGGGCCCGGCCAGCCCGCCAACAUCACGUGUGUGGCGCUGACGCCCACGUUUGUGAUCACGGGCAGCCGUACAGGCACGCUGUCGUACUACCUUAGCCCGGAUGUGACGCCGGUGAAUGAGUACCGGCAUGACGAGGGUGGCAUCAUGCGGCUCUUCCCGCAGUCCACCGGCGCCCGGCUGGUGUUCGAGGACGACAAGGGCGGACUGCACCUGUUCAACCCCGUCAACGACCACGUGGUGCCCAUCCCCAACUUCACCGGCCGGGCCGACCUGGUCAUGUGGGACACCUCCGACACCAACGUGCUCGUCAUUGCGGACGGCAGCACCCUGCACACCUACCUCUACAUCCCCGUCAGCCUGUCGGGGCCGCAGGUGCAGUUCCUGUCGAAGCAGCCGCUGGGCGCCACGCACACGCCGCUCACGGUCUGCAACGGCGUGGUGGGGUGCCGCCUGAAGAACGGCGCCAUGGACAACGUGGUGCUGGAGAGCCACAAGAUGCUGCAGCCGGGGGAUGCGGUGGCGAGAUCGGUGCCGGCGAAGAGGUUUGCACAGGCGCUCAAGCUGUACAAGCUGCGUGAUGCGGUGGACUGCGCCACGCAGCUGCGGCAGACGGAGACGUGGCGCACCCUGGCACUGGCGGCGCUGGAGGUGCUGGAUGUGGACGUUGCCAUCAACGCAUAUCGCCAGGUUGGCGACGCCAGCAUGGUGCUGUCCCUGGAGCGUGUACGGCAGUACGAGGACCGCAACCUGCUGUCGGCGCACAUCAUGGUACUGCUGGAGAAGGACUACAGCCAGGCGCAGGAGCUCUUCCAGCGCUCAUCCGUUCCCCGCGCCGCGCUUGAGAUGCGCAUGGACCUGAAGCACUGGACGGAGGCGCUGAAGCUGGCGGAGCAGUUGGACCCGGACGCCAUUGGGACCAUCUGCAAGGAGCACGGAGCCAUGCUGGAGAUGACGGGCGAAUACGCCAACGCCAAGCAGCACUACCAGCAGGCCCUGGACGCGCUGGCUGUGUCCGUGGGCCCCGCGCAGCCGGAGCUGGAGACGGCGUGCAAGGCGGGCAUUGCGCGCACCACGCUGCAGCUGGGCGACCUGCGGCAGGGGCGGCAGCUGGCGCUGCAGAUCAACUCCACCACGCUGUUCAAGGAGUGCGCGCUCAUCCUGGAGGGGCUGCAGCAGCUCACGGAAGCGGCGGAGAUGUACGAGCGGGCCGGUCAAUACGAGCGAGCCGCCAGCAUCUACAUCCAGACCAAGAACUUUGCUGCCGCCGCGCCCCUCAUGGCCCGCAUCAGCUCCUCCAAGCUGCAGCUCCAGUUCGCAAAGGCCAAGGAGGUGGAGGGCCGCUGGGCGGAGGCGGCCACCGCGUACGAGGCGGCGGGCGACAUGGACGCGGUGGUGCGGCUGUGCCUGGAGCGGCUCAACCAGCCGCAGCGCGCCUACGCCAUCGUGCGCAAGACGCAGAGCGUGGAGGCCGCCAACCAGCUGUCCAGGUUCUGCCUGCAGACGCAGGACUUCCAGGGUGCCGUGGAGUUCCUGCUGAUGGCGGGCCAGAUGGACCAGGCAUUCGACAUCGCCAUGGGGCACAACGAGAUGGACACCUUUGCGCGCAUCGUGGCGGCCAGCGCCAAGCCGGUGGACUACCAGCGCAUUGCGCAGUACUACGAAAGCCGCGGCGAGUACGACAAAGCGGCCGACAUGUGGAGCAAGUGCGAUCAGGCGCCCCGCGCCGUGCAGCUUUACCUCAAGGUGGGCACCAACCAGGCGUUGGAGAAGGCGGUGCAGGUGGUGGAGCAGACGCGCAACCACAACCUGGGCGUGCUGGUGCUGGACUAUGUGAACGAGGAGAAGGACGGCACCACGCGCGACGAGUUCCGCUUCAAGCUCAACAUCGCGAUGGGGCAGUUCCAGGAGGCUGCGCGCGACGCACUGGAGAUGGCACGUUUCGAGCAGGAGGAGGGCAACUACCGUGUGGCUCACGACAAGCUCUUCUCCACCGUCAAGCAGCUGGAGGCGCUCAACACGCGGCCGCCCACGGAGCUCAUGCGCGCACUCAUGCUGCUGCACUCCUACACGCUCGUCAAGUCGCUCAUCGCCAUCAACGACCACACCACCGCGGCGCGCAUGCUGGUCCGCGUGGCUCGAAACAUCUCCAAGUUCCCCAAGCACAUCGUGCCCAUCCUGACCUCCACCGUCAUCGAGUGCCACCGCGCCAGCCUGAAGAAGACCGCCUUCGAGUACGCGUCCAUGCUCAUGCGGCCGGAAUACAGGGACCAAGUGGCGGUCAAGUACAAGAAGAAGAUCGAGCUGAUGGUUCGCAAGCCCGACAAGGACCCCGAGGAGCAGGAGGAGCCGCUGGCGGAUUGCCCCUUCUGCAACAUGCCCGGCCCGGAGACGGAGCUGCAGUGCAUCAGUUGCCAGAACAUACUGCCCUUCGACCUGGCCACAGGCAAGCGCAUGGUGCUGUCCGACUGGGCCGAGUGCCCCGGCUGCAAGUUCCCCGCCUCCGCCACGCAGUUCAUCCGCAUCAUCUCCGCGGAGGGCCGCUGUCCCAUGUGCAACGACCCCGUGGAGCUGGCACACGUGCGCAAGGUGCUGGACCCGCUCGCUAAGCUCAAGCAGCAGCAGGCGCAGAUGCAGCAGGCGCCGGGCAGCGGGGCGUAAGAGGCAGGGCGGUGGGAGAGGUACCCGUGUGGCCUGGUAAUUGUGGUUUGGAGCGAGGCUGCUGCUUGGGAAGCGCGUGUGGCUUGGGCGACUGUAUGCCGGGUGAGGGCUAGGUAGUAGUGGCGUGUAGGGGGUGAGGGGAGUGCAGGGGCUGAGCAGGGGGGUUAACUGUUGGUGGAGAGCAGGCUGGUCUUUUUACGUGUUGGUUAAGGAGGCGCGCGUGCGUGUUAGGGGUUGGCAGUGACCCAUGCAGCAGUGUAAAGCGUGUGAUCUUGGGGCAUGUGCAUUUUACGCUGCGGACUGCUAACACGUGCUUACUGUAGGUAAUGCCCGUCAGGGUAUUCAGAGCAUGCGACGCUGUGAAAGGCGCGCGAAAACGUUUUCCUUGUGAAGUGCCUGGGGUAGUGGUAUAGCUUGCUGCUAUGCUGCUGCUGCCCACAUGAGGCAUCUGUUAGCUGAUGGUCUUGACAGCUUGCAGCCAGGUGGCAACUUGCUAGCGGUGAGCCACGGUGUACAUACUGACGGGCAGCUUGUGACCACUUGGACGGCUUCAUGCUUGUAACUAGACCGACCUUGUA